Trichoplax adhaerens is the source of this 911-nucleotide messenger RNA. RefSeq lists its product as hypothetical. NCBI's taxonomy places the organism in Eukaryota, Metazoa, Placozoa, Uniplacotomia, Trichoplacea, Trichoplacidae. The coding region runs from base 1 to 663 and encodes 220 amino acids. The record is from RefSeq and is a predicted model, not a curated record. The transcript has 5 exons. Gene Ontology annotation, molecular function: biotin binding.
AUGGAUUAUAAUCGCUGGCAGUUUUUAUUGCCAAUAGAGCAGUAUUUAAGAGGAAGGGCGUUGGUUCCUUUUUCGCCCCAGAGAGAUAUGAAGGUCAUGUUGCUUGGUCUACUGGUGCUCAUUGGCACAGUAUUCUGUCAGCCAAAAUCGAAUAAAUUGACGGUGCCUAUUGACGAAACCAAUUACAAUGGUGGUGUCAAUGCUCUAAAAAAUAGCACUACAGGCUUCUUGAGCGGAUUUUGGUUUAAUCAACAUGGAUCAGUUUUAUUUCUACACCACCGAAAAGAUGGAUUUUUAGCAGGGAGCUUUCGAACAUUGGUAGAAUCGACGAAGGGAGCAGCUGGAAGAGGAGGUCGUAAAGUGCGUGGUAACGUAGCUCAUCCGAAGCAUGUUUACACCAAAGACAAACCGGUAGCACUGAGUUUCAGUGUAGCUUUUGAUGGAGGUUCGACAACAGCUUGGUCAGGGGAGUAUCAAGUUUGCAAUGAUACACCAUUAAUUCUUACAACAUGGAUUCUGACUAAGCCAAGUCGAAAUUGCGAUGGCCAUUGGGCUAGUACUCUUAUCGGUAAAGAUACAUUCAAGAGGAAACCGUACAAAGCCAGACACUAUAGGAAACAUUUGAAAUUUAUUAACAAACAUCGGAAAUACGGAAAAAACUAACCUAUUUAUUAUCUCAUUAGGAGAGUGAUGAUGAGUUAAAUUGGGUAGUUCAAUGUUCCUCUUUUUUGCUUACUUCAACUUCCUAUAUCAGUAGCGAGUGGGUUUAAUUAUAACUUAUAUUCUUAAUUUGAACACUGUUGCCAUCGAUAGAGGAUUUGUUUUUCUCAUUUGCUUACGACAAAACAUUUCCUUUUAUGAAAAGUUGUUCAUUUUGAUUUCGAAUACGUUUACAAUCAUCAAUAAAUAUC